Molecule: messenger RNA, 708 nt
Organism: Schistocerca americana (American grasshopper)
Lineage: Eukaryota; Metazoa; Arthropoda; Insecta; Orthoptera; Acrididae
Product: mucin-1-like
Exons: 1
Coding region: 1-708 (235 amino acids)
Source: RefSeq, a predicted model, not a curated record
AUGUCCGACGUCACCACACCCCGCUGCACUCCAUGCUGUCAGCACCGACUCCGUCCGACAUCACCACAGCCUGCAGCACUCCACGCUGUGAGCACCGUCCGUGUCCGAGGUUCCCACAGCCCGCUGCACUCCACUCUGUCAUCACCGUCCGCUUCCGACGUCACCACAGCCGCCUGGACUCCACGCUGUCAGCACCGUCCAUGUCCGACGUCACCACAGCCCGCUGCAAUCCACGCUGUCAGCACAGUCCGUGUCCGACGUCACCACAGCCCGUUGCACUCCACGCUGUCAGCACCGUCCACGUCCGACGUCACCACAGCCCGCCGCACUACACGCUGUGAGCACCGUACGUGUCCAACGUCACAACAGCCCGUUGGACUCCAUUCUGUGAGCACCAUCCGAGUCCGAUGUCACCACAGCCCGUUUCACUCCACGCUGUCAGCACCGUCCACAUCCGACGUCACCACAGCAAGAAGCACUCCACGCUGUGAGCACCGUCCGUGUCCGACGCCACCACAGCCCGCUGCACUCCAAGCUGUCAGCACCGUGCGCGUCCGACGUCACCAAAUCCCGCUGGACUCCACGCUGUCAGCACCGUCCAUGUCCGACGUCAUCACAGCCUGCUACACUCCAUGCUGUCAGUGCCGGCUGUGUCCGGCGUCAGCCCCGCCUGCUGCAAUCCUCGCUGUGAGCAUCGUCCGCGUCUGA